This is a messenger RNA of Trifolium pratense (red clover), 4830 nucleotides long. RefSeq lists its product as uncharacterized. The coding region runs from base 1 to 4830 and encodes 1609 amino acids. The transcript has 4 exons. Gene Ontology annotation, biological process: DNA integration. Gene Ontology annotation, molecular function: nucleic acid binding. NCBI's taxonomy places the organism in Eukaryota, Viridiplantae, Streptophyta, Magnoliopsida, Fabales, Fabaceae. The record is from RefSeq and is a predicted model, not a curated record.
AUGGCUGAAGAUCCGCCACGUAACGAAGGUGCCGGUAUGAGGCCAUGUCACAACAGUCCACGAAGGCUUGCUCAUCUUGCAAGACCUCCCAGAGGUGCAAGACAGACGGAGAUGAAAACCGGUCUCUUGCAACUGUUAUAUGCUAACCCUUUUACAGGUUUAUCACAUGAAGAUCCAUACAAUCAUUUGGUGAAGUUCUAUGAAAUAGCCGGUUCACUUGGUGCUCCUGAAGCGGAGGAGGAAGCGGUGUUCAUGAGAAUGUUUCCACAUUCAUUGAUAGGAAAGGCCAAAGAUUGGUACCUUGAUUUACCAGCUCAAGUCAUGACAAAUUGGAAUACUUUGGAAGAGAAGUUUCUUGAUCGGUUCUUUCCACAUCAUAAAUUCAUGGAGUCAAAGACAUCAAUUGCGGUGUUCUCUCAAGGCUCCAAUGAGACUCUAUGUGAAGCAUGGGAUCGAUACAAAGCAAUGCUGCGUAAAUGCCCUAAUCAUGGAUUUGAUGAACUAACCCAAAUUCAUAUUUUUAGAAAUGGUCUUUUGCAGGAUUCAAAGCUCCUUUUAGAUGCAACAGCAGGUGGUUCUCUCUUAUCAUUAAGUGCUGCAGAUGCUACGACUAUCAUUGAGAAAAUGUCACUUAGUGAUCGACAAAGUGAACGCAGCAAAACUCAAAGGAAGCCUGGGAUUCUUGAACUUGAUCCGUCAGAUGCUGUAUUGGCUCAAAAUAAACUUCUUACCAACACAGUGGAGGAGUUAUCCAAACAAAUGUCAAAAUUGAUGACUCUUCAAGAAGGAUCGGGGAAAGCAAAGCAAGUAGCAUCAUGUGAAUUAUGCACCGGAAAUCAUCCAACUGGUCAUUGUCCUCCAUCUCAUGAAGAGGUGAACUUCAUGGCAAAUCAACAAAGACAAAGUCAGUAUCCGAAUAAUGCUGGCUAUCAAAGGGGAAACAACUCAAACUAUGGUCAAGGUUGGCAACAAGAUGGUGGCUCAGCAAAUAGGCAAAGACAAUAUGAAAGCUACAGUCAACCACCGGUACAACAAACUCAAAAUUCAAAUUUGGAAGAAGCUUUGAGAUCAUUCAUAGAGAUGCAGACCAAACAGAAUCAACAACAAAAUGUGAUGAAUCAACAACAAAAUCAGUUUGUGCAAGAAACUCAAGUCUACCAAAGAGGCAAUGAUGCGGUGUUAAGAAAUCUUGAGACUCAGAUUGGUCAAAUAGCAAAAGAAAUGGCCAAUAACAAAAAUCAAGGAGGAUCAUUUGCAGCAAAUACCGAACCAAAUCCAAAAGAGCAAUGUAAGUCUGUCACAACUCGAAGUGGUAAGGAGGUAGGAAAGGGAAUAGGUGAUAAUUUGAGGAAGGAAGAGGAGGUUAUGAGACGAGCAGAUGAAGAGGAGGAAGGAGAAAAGAAGGGAGAGAAGGAGGUUGAAGUGAGAAAAGAAAAGAAUAGUUUACCUCAACAUCUGCCAUAUCCACAUGCUCCAUCAAAGAAGGAUAAAGAAAGGCAGUAUGCAAGGUUUAUGGAUAUCUUUAAAAGAUUGCAAAUCAACAUUCCAUUUUCCGAAGCCUUGGAGCAGAUGCCAACAUAUGCAAAAUUCAUGAAAGAAAUCCUUACCAAGAAGAGAAGGUACAAUGAUGAUGAAGUUAUUCAACUUGAUGCAAGCUGUAGUGCCAUUAUUCAACGAACUCUUCCGACUAAAGAAAAAGAUCCGGGGAGAGUCACGUUACCGGUUACCAUUGGUAAUAUGAAUGUUGGAAAAGCCCUUAUUGAUUUAGGGUCAAGCAUCAAUCUUAUUCCUUUAUCGGUGAUUAAACGGGUUGGUGGUCUUGACAUCACACGUACAAGAAUGACAUUGCAACUUGCUGAUAAAUCCAUCACUCGUCCGUCGGGAAUGGCUGAAGAUGUUCUUGUAAAAGUUGAUAAGUUUAUGUUCCCUAUAGACUUUGUGGUGAUGGACAUUGAAGAGGAUGAUGAUGUUCCGUUAAUUCUUGGAAGGCCAUUCAUGAAAACAGCUCGUAUGAUGAUUGAUAUUGAUGACGGGGUAAUGAAAGUUCGAGUUCAAGAUGAGGAGGUUAGUUUUAAUUUGUGGGAAGCUAUGAAGCAUCCACAUGAGAAAGAUAUGUGCUUCAAACUUGAUGCAACUGAAGAAGCCAUAUUAGAUGUGAGGAAACAAGCACAUCAACCUUCAUCACUUGAACAAGCCCUAACUGAAAGUUUUGAAGCACUUGAUCCUGAGAAAGAAGAAGAAGUUGAGAGUUUUCUGAAGCAGCUGGAUGCUUUGAAGGAAGUAACUCCUUUAGAAGCAAAGAUUGAGGAGCUUAAGAAUGAAGAAAGACCGGGUGAAGUGAAGCUUGAGUUGAAAACAUUACCAUCUCAUCUCAAGUAUGCAUUCCUUGAAGAAGAAGAAAAGAAACCGGUGAUCAUUAGCAACUCAUUGUCAGCUGAUGAAGAAAAAAGCUUGAUUCAAAUUCUGAAAGAAAACAAAGAAGCAAUCGGGUGGUCUUUAUCCGAUCUCAAAGGUAUUAGUCCAUCUUAUUGUAUGCAUAAUAUUAUGAUGGAAGAUGAUUACAAACCUGUUGCUCAGCCUCAACGUCGAUUGAAUCCAACAAUGAAGGAGGUUGUAAGAAAAGAAGUGGUAAAGUUACUUGAAGCUGGUAUGAUCUAUCCGAUUUCCGACAGUACUUGGGUUAGUCCAGUCCAGGUGGUUCCAAAGAAAGGAGGGAUGACAGUGAUUGCGAAUGACAAAAAUGAAUUAAUUCCAUCAAGAACCGUCACCGGGUGGCGGAUGUGUAUAGAUUACCGGAGACUCAACAAAGCAACCAGAAAAGAUCAUUUUCCAUUACCAUUUAUGGAUCAAAUGCUUGAGAGAUUAUCCGGUCAAAAGUUCUAUUGCUUUCUAGAUGGAUAUUCGGGGUACAAUCAGAUUUCAGUCAACCCCGAAGAUCAUGAAAAAACAGCUUUCACAUGUCCUUUCGGUGUUUUUGCUUAUAGAAGAAUGCCUUUCGGAUUGUGCAAUGCACCGGCAACAUUUCAACGGUGUAUGCAAGCAAUUUUUUCUGACUUGAUAGAGAAAUGCAUCGAAGUGUUCAUGGAUGAUUUCUCCGUGUUCGGUCCAUCAUUCCAACAUUGCUUGAAGAAUUUGGACACCGUACUGAAGCGGUGUGUUAAAACAAACCUGGUUCUUAAUUGGGAGAAGUGUCAUUUUAUGGUGACCGAAGGCAUUGUUCUUGGUCAUGCCGGUUUCUACCGAAGAUUCAUCAAGGAUUUCUCAAAAAUUGCCAAACCAUUAAGCAAUUUGCUUAAUAAAGGUACGUCUUUUACAUUUGAUGAUGAAUGUUUAAUUGCUUUUAAUAAAUUGAAAGAAAGAUUGGUGACUGCACCCAUAAUCAUAGCACCCGAUUGGAAACUUGAAUUUGAAUUGAUGUGUGAUGCUAGUGAUUAUGCAGUUGGUGCAGUCCUUGGACAAAGAAAGAACAAAAUUUUUCAUGCUAUACACUAUGCAAGCAAAGUAUUAAAUGAUGCACAAGUUAACUAUGCAACAACCGAGAAAGAACUGCUUGCUAUAGUGUAUGCACUUGAGAAAUUUCGUUCUUAUUUGAUUGGUUCAAAGAUUGUUGUGUACACUGACCAUGCAGCUAUCAAGUAUUUGAUUACAAAAGCUGAUUCUAAGCCGAGACUCAUUCGGUGGAUGCUUUUAUUACAAGAGUUUGAUCUUGAGAUCAAAGAUAAAAAGGGAACAGAAAACUUGGUAGCUGAUCACUUAUCGAGACUUGUAAACAAUGAGGUGACCAAACAUGAACGUGAGGUUCUUGAAGAAUUCCCCGAUGAAAAACUGCUUAUGGUGCAAGAAAGGCCAUGGUUUGCUGAUAUGGCUAAUUUCAAAGCAUCCGGAUUAAUACCGGAUGAUUUCAAUUGGCACCAAAAGAAAAAGUUCCUCCUAUUUGAUUGCUGGGGAAUUGAUUUUGUUGGCCCUUUUCCAUCAUCAUUUUCAAAUGAAUACAUUCUUGUGGCAGUAGAUUAUGUGUCUAAGUGGGUGGAAGCAAUUGCGUCACCAAAAGCCGAUGGCAAAACGGUGAUAAAAUUUCUAAAAAGAAACAUUUUCACUCGUUUUGGAACUCCUCGUGUGCUUAUUAGUGAUGGAGGGUCACAUUUUUGUAAUUCUCAACUAGCCAAAGCACUUGAGCAUUAUGGAGUCAAGCACAAAGUAGCAUCACCAUACCAUCCUCAGACCAACGGACAAGCAGAAGUUUCGAAUCGUGAAAUAAAGAAAAUUCUUGAAAAAACUGUGUCUGCAUCAAGAAAAGAUUGGUCAUUGAAGUUAGACGAGGCAUUAUGGGCAUAUCGUACUGCUUUCAAAGCACCAAUAGGCCUUACACCUUUUCAGAUGGUAUAUGGUAAGGCAUGUCAUCUCCCGGUUGAGCUUGAACAUAAAGCCUAUUGGGCUUUGAAAUUUUUAAAUUUUGAUGAAAGCCAAGCCGGAGAGCAAAGAAAAGUUCAGCUUCAACAGUUGGAUGAAUUGAGAUGCCAAGCUUAUGAAUCUUCUAAGCUGUACAAAGAGAAGGUCAAAAGCUAUCAUGAUAAACGGCUUGUCAACAAAGAAUUCAGGCCAGGCCAAAUGGUUUUGCUUUUCAACUCAAGAUUGAAGUUAUUUCCGGGAAAGCUUAAAUCCAAAUGGUCCGGUCCUUUCAAAAUCCGUGAAGUGAAACCAUAUGGUGCAGUUGUGUUGGAAGAUCCAGCUACCAAUGACACAUGGACUGUGAAUGGUCAAAGAUUGAAGGUCUAUUUUGGUGGUGAAUUUGAUCGUAGCACUACCAAAAUCCCACUUUCCGAUCCUUGA